GGUGCUUCGUGAACCACAGGCAUCUUCACAGAGAUUUUGGGAGGUGGUUAUCCACAAGUAUUAAAAUGUUGAAAGCGGUCACUUUCCGCAGAUUUUCCCUAAUAUCUCAAAGAUGCUUAAUACGCACGUUUUAUUUAGACGAAACUGCACCAAAAAUAGGAACGAUACAAGAUGUUAAUUCACCAGAAUAUCAGGAGAAAUACUCACGAAUGCAAGCUCUGGUAAAUGAGCUCAAAGAUCGGGUUUCUGUAAUUCUGAAAGGUGGCGGUGACAAGGCUAGAGAAAGACACACAUCCAGAGGAAAAAUGCUGCCUCGUGAUCGGAUAAACACACUUCUGGAUCCUCAGUCACCGUUUUUAGAGUUCAGCCAGUUGGCUGGUUACGAGCUGUAUGGUGAAGAUCAUGUACCUGCAGGAGGGAUAAUCACAGGCAUUGGGCGAGUGGGAGGUGUGGAGUGUCUUAUCACAGCCAACGACCCCACAGUUAAAGGGGGAACAUAUUAUCCAGUUACUGUCAAGAAACAUCUAAGAGCUCAGGAAAUAGCUCAGCAAAAUAGAUUACCUUGUAUAUACUUAGUUGACUCUGGUGGUGCUAACCUACCUAGACAAGACAAUGUGUUCCCAGAUAGAGACCAUUUUGGCCGCAUUUUUUACAAUCAGGCAAACAUGUCAGCUAGAGGAAUACCUCAGGUUGCUGUAGUGCUAGGCAGCUGUACUGCUGGAGGUGCCUACACCCCAGCCAUGGCAGAUGAGAGCAUUAUUGUCAGAAACCAGGGGACUAUCUUUCUAGCUGGGCCUCCACUGGUGAAGGCUGCCACAGGUGAAGAAGUUUCAGCAGAAGAUUUAGGUGGAGCUGAUCUUCAUUGCUCGGAGUCUGGUGUUACAGACCACUACGCCCAGGACGAGACCCACGCACUACAUAUCGCUAGAAGGGUCAUCAAAAAUUUAAACUACACUAAAGAUCCAGGGGUGACGAUAACAGAACCAGUGGAGCCUUUGUUUGAUGCAUCAGAACUGUAUGGUAUUGUGGGGGAUAACUUAAAGAAAACAUUUGAUGUUCGGGAGGUAAUCGCAAGAAUUGUUGAUGGGAGUGUUUUUGAUGAGUUCAAGGCCAAAUAUGGGGAAACACUUGUAACAGGAUUUGCCAGAUUAUGGGGAUACCCAGUGGGUAUCAUUGGAAAUAAUGGAGUCCUUUUUUCAGAGUCAGCCUUGAAGGGAGCUCAUUUCAUUGAGCUAUGCUGCCAAAGAAACAUACCACUGAUAUUUCUACAGAAUAUUACAGGUUUUAUGGUGGGCAGGGAGGCUGAAGCUGGAGGUAUUGCUAAAAAUGGGGCCAAGAUGGUGACAGCUGUUUCCUGCGCUAAUGUCCCUAAAAUUACAGUCAUCAUUGGUGGGUCUUAUGGAGCUGGGAAUUAUGGGAUGUGUGGACGAUCUUAUUCGCCCAACUUCCUGUACAUGUGGCCAAAUGCCAGGAUAUCUGUCAUGGGGGGAGAACAAGCGGCCAACGUCAUGGCCCAGAUCAGCAGAGAGCAGAGGCAGCGAGAGGGGAAACCGUGGACUGAAGAGAUGGAGAAUAAAAUUAAAGCCCCAAUUCUAGCCAAGUACGAGCAGGAAGGAUGUCCUUACUACGCUAGUGCCAGGCUUUGGGAUGAUGGGGUCAUUGACCCCGUGGACACACGACACGUCCUGGCUUUGUCAUUAAGUGCAGCGCUGAACAAACGAGCAGAUCCAACUAGGUUUGGUGUCUUCAGGAUGUGAAAUUUUUUUACUUCUGUUGUUGGGAUACAACGCUUCUAAGGUUUUCUGUGGUUGUAUGCAGUAUUUGAAAAUUCCAGAAAAAUGUAAACAUAAUGAUUAGCUCCUUUACUAAUUUAUAAUUAUCAGUUUUCUUGGCUUAAAAAAUAAAUUAAAUAAAUAAUACUAGACAUAAAAAACUUACCAAAUAAAAUUUUAAAUGGAAUGAUUUUAUUUUUUAUGUUGGUGCAGUUGAUUAUUCUAUGAAUAAUUUUUAAGUAAAGCAUUUAUUUUGUAUUUUCUAUACAAGCUUAGCUGAGAACCUGUAAUGUGAUAAGGUAGAGAAGUUCAUUUUAGUGUUGUUGAUAUCCAGUAACUGAUGAGGUUAUGAUAAUGAUAGGACAUUGUAAAAUUUUGUUGGCUGUACAAUGUUUCAAGUGAUUAUAUUAUUUUUGUUAUUAUGUAAACAUAAGCUUUGUUUGAUGGGAGGUAACUCUAAAUUUGAGUGUCUUUCAUGUAAAAGUUGUUUGUGAUGAAUGGGAGGUAACUAUAGAUUUGUACCUCAUGUGUGUUUUGUAUUUUUUUUUUGUUGAAUGGGAGAUAACUCUAGACUUUUGUGUCUGUAAAUGGACAAGGGAGAUAAAUCUUCCAAGAUGAAUGUUUUUGAAUUUGUAAUGAAUUAAAUUAAUGUAUGGCCACCUGUUGCAGCAAUAAAAUUGUAAAUCAAU
Physella acuta is the source of this 2461-nucleotide messenger RNA. Its product is annotated as methylcrotonoyl-CoA carboxylase beta chain, mitochondrial. Gene Ontology annotation, cellular component: methylcrotonoyl-CoA carboxylase complex; mitochondrion. Gene Ontology annotation, biological process: L-leucine catabolic process. NCBI's taxonomy places the organism in Eukaryota, Metazoa, Mollusca, Gastropoda, Physidae. Gene Ontology annotation, molecular function: methylcrotonoyl-CoA carboxylase activity. The record is from RefSeq and is a predicted model, not a curated record.